AUGCUUCCGACAAUCACACAAGACUCCCAGCUUGCGACUGCCGUCGCCAAUGUCGUUCGACCGAAAUUGGUAGAAAUCGGCUGGAGCACCGAUGACGGGCAGGAGUCGGCUCUCAUCGAAUACAUCGUUCUGAUGCUUGUCAACGGCAAGACUCAGGAACAACUGGCAACUGAGCUGUCGAACGACUUCCUCGGACUGGAGGAAGGUGACACACAGGCCCUUGAGUUCUCAAAUUGGCUCUUCGGUCAAGUCGAGAUUCUUGAUCAACAAAUCAACGGUGUACCUGCCGCGAACAACUCUGCUUCCGAGCACGUACUAUCCGCCAACGCUCAAGACUUUACCCCUCAAGGAAACGGAAUGGAUUCAGAGAUGGGCGAUUCCGGCGAUUUUAUCCCCACUGGCCCCAAGGCUAUGCGUAACGGCCGACAGGGUGGUCGCGGACGAAUGUUGAACCAGAUCAACCGCAACCUGGACCGACCAGGUGACAGCGCACUUCACCGUGUUCGCGGUCACCAAGGAAAUGGACGCAUCGGAGGCCACGGUCAGAACCAAAUGAAGGGUAACCGAGGUGGCCGUGGAGGUCGACACAUGGGUGGAAUGGGAAUGCAGGGCAAUAUGGGUGGUGGCAUGAUGCAGAUGAGCCCCGAAAAUCAGAUGCAAAUCAUGUCCAUGCUGGAAGAGCAGGCACGCAUGAUGUCUCAACUUAUGCCUGGCUUCGUUCCUCCCGCUGUCAACCCCGCCUUCCAGAAUGGUGGCCAACAAGGCCGCUCACUUUUCGACCGCGUCGAGCCCCAAGGCCGACGUGGUGGACGCUUCCAAGGACGCGGAGGCCACCAACAACGAAACAACCGCGCGGACAACGGCGAUGUCGACAUGGAUACUGGAAUGGAUGGUGAGCAGGAUGAGAGCAACCCCAACAACAUCUGCCGGUUCAACCUCCGCUGCACUCGUAAAGACUGCCCCUUCGCUCACCAAUCUCCCGUUGCGCCCGAGGGUACAUCCAUCGAUGUAUCAGAUGUCUGCUCAUACGGCGCCGCUUGCAAGAACCGUAAAUGCACCGGUCGCCACCCGUCUCCAGCCGUCAAGUCCGCUCACCAAGCCGAAGAGAUGUGCAGAUUCUUCCCCAACUGCACCAACCCACACUGCCACUUUAAGCACCCCGAUAUGCCGCUGUGCCGCAAUGGCGCCGACUGCAAGACUGAAGGCUGCAAGUUCACCCAUGUCCAGAUUGCUUGCAAGUUCAACCCCUGCAUGAACCCUCGCUGUACAUACAAGCAUGCCGAGGGCCAGCGCGGUAACUUUGGCGACAAGGUUUGGACAGCAGCCGGAUCGACUAGCGAACGAAAAUUCGUCGAAGAUGAAAACGCACCAGAGGAAUUGGUCAAGCCCGAGACGGGCGAUACCUCGCAAAGCCAGGAGCUUACCGCGUGA
Messenger RNA from Penicillium cataractarum, 1431 nucleotides. Its product is annotated as mRNA-binding protein NAB2. The transcript has 2 exons. Gene Ontology annotation, molecular function: poly(A) binding. Gene Ontology annotation, biological process: regulation of mRNA stability. Bases 1 to 1431 code for a protein of 476 amino acids. NCBI's taxonomy places the organism in Eukaryota, Fungi, Ascomycota, Eurotiomycetes, Eurotiales, Aspergillaceae. Gene Ontology annotation, cellular component: cytoplasm; nucleus. The record is from RefSeq and is a predicted model, not a curated record.